CAGCUUCGGUAAACCUCGUCAUUUUCCGUGAACGGCUAGAGGAUGGAGGAAGAGGCACGCAAGCUUCUCGAGGAGGGAAUAAGAAAGAAACUGAUAAGUCCCGGCAAAGGACAGCUGUCGACAUUCCCUAAUGGAACCAAGGUGGUCUUCCACUACCGCACCAGCCUCUGUGACGGCACCGUGCUGGAUGACUCCAGAACCAUGGGCGGCCGCAGCAAACCCAUGGAGCUCAUCCUGGGCAAGAAGUUCAAGCUGGCCGUGUGGGAAAGAGUGGUGAUCACCAUGAGACAGGGCGAGGUCGCUGAGUUCACCUGCGACACCAAGCACACAGCGCUAUACCCGCUCGUGUCCCAGUCGUUGAGGAACAUCAGUGUUGGUAAAGACCCUCUGGAAGGCCAGAGGCACUGCUGUGGCAUUGCUCAGAUCCACUCCCACCACUCCUCGGGGCACAAAGAUCUGGAUCAUCUGCAGGCCAACCCCCAGCCUCUUGUGUUCACCAUCGAGCUGCUGGAGGUCCUCCCCCCCGGCUCCUUCCAGCUGGACAUGUGGGCCAUGACCGACAAGGAGAAGCUGGACGCCGUGCCUCAGAUCCACGAGGAGGGCAACGCGCUGUUUAAAGAGGGCAAGGUUAAGGAGGCCUCAGAGAAGUACUACAAUGCCAUCGCCUGCCUCAAAAAUCUGCAGAUGAAGGAGCAUCCUGGAGACGACGCCUGGGUGCAGUUGGACCAAAUGAUCACACCGCUGCUUCUCAACUACUGCCAGUGCCAGCUGCUGCAGGGCCAGUACUACGAAGUCAUCGAGCACUGCUCCUCCCUCGUCUUCAAAUAUGAAGACAACGUGAAGGCCUACUACAAGCGGGGCAAAGCUCACGCUGCGGUGUGGAACGAGAAGGAGGCGCGGGCCGACUUUGCCAAAGUCUUGGAGCUGGACCCGUCCCUGGAGGCGUCGGUGAACAAGGAGCUGAAGGCCUUGGAGGAGAGGCUCCGCACCAAGAAGCAGGAGGAGAAGGGUCGUUACAAGGGCCUGUUUGACUUCAACACGCGGCCGGCCGCCGCCACUACGGGCUGAACCCCGGACCGCGUAACCGAUGGAGACGAGGAUGCCAGUGGAUUCUGAGACUGGGGGUGGGGGCAGGAGAGCGGUCCUGCCGUCUUCGUUUUAUCCGUGCACUUCAGCCAAACACGUUGCCAAUCUGCUCCUCUUCAGGUUCACACCCGGGCACCACGCGCAUUUUAGCCCCAAUUCCUCUGAAUUCACCGUGGAAACGUGAAGCUGUCUGUGGAAUCGCUGGUUCAAUGCUGCGUUUUUUUUUAUUUUAAGGGAACACCUUAUUCUGUAUUUAUUAUAAAGCCUUUAAGUGAUCCAGAGAGGUUUUCGUUAACGGUUUGCUCCUGGUGGUGAAUAUUCAGAUUGUAGACUAUAGCGGCAACUCUUUUUUUUUUUUUUAUGUAGCUUUAUCCUAAUUUUUCUCGCAAAAUGAGCAUCUCUUUUGUACUAGAAAUACCCAUCCCAGCACUUACACCCAGUGUGUCACGCAUAGGCUCUUAUCUUUUAUUUCAGUUUUUAAAUAUCUCCACGCCUGGUAUCUAAUCUUUGUAAUCAUUGCUUAAGAUCGGAGUAGAUAGUAGCUCCAUAUAGAUGCUCUGCUUGUAAAAACCAUGCUCUCUCUGGCUUGUGCUCACACCUUUAAAGUCUAACAAAUCAAGCACUGAGCUCUUGCGGAAAGGGGGGAGGCUGGAUAGGAAGUCGCGCCGGUCUGAGACAAUCACUAAAUUGUAACGGAGGUUUUCUCCUGUGUACUCAUUUUACAUAUUAGAGGAAGAUAUUCACACUAUUUAGUUGCGCUAAAGAUGUCUUGAUCAGACGCUCUGCUGCUCUGGAGAAGAUGUGCUUCACGUCCGGCGUGAACCAGGAGGCCGUUUGUGAGCUUUUCCGACCUGUUGGCGAUAAUGUAACUGAAAAUAAAUUUGUAUGUAAUCUCCGGUCUUGGAUGUGUGUUUGUCUUUUAGAAUAUUACUUAAUAAAAGGACAUCCGUGAGCCGGUAUCCAAGUACGUCACGGUUUCAAUAGCGGCCGUGUUUUCUGCUGACCAUGCGGGUUGAAGCCCCUCCUGUGAGAUGCCAGAAGAUGUGCGGGACAAAAAGACGACACCAGCUUUUUCUUCUUAUUUAAUUAAGAUAUACAUACUGAAUAGCAAAAAUCUGUUUUACAAAAUUUCCUUGCUAACAAAAUGACUUGAGAUGCAAAGAGUUCUCGGGAAUGAGAGUUCAAAUGUGAGCUUGCGUGACAAAACCUGAAGAAUGGAGACGUUCAAAUUAAACAGAUUGGUGCCGUUUGAACUUUGAUUGUAUCGUUUCCUUAAAGCCGACUUUCCAAUUUAACCUCCGUUACUAAACAAGUGCAUUUUACCGGAGAUUUAUCCAAAUGUUGACCUGAUGAGCAUUCGUCUUCUUACCGUAGGU
This is a messenger RNA of Fundulus heteroclitus (mummichog), 2462 nucleotides long. It is a transcript of the gene aip, whose product is annotated as aryl hydrocarbon receptor interacting protein. The transcript is spliced from 7 exons. Bases 43 to 1068 code for a protein of 341 amino acids. The record is from RefSeq and is a predicted model, not a curated record. NCBI's taxonomy places the organism in Eukaryota, Metazoa, Chordata, Actinopteri, Cyprinodontiformes, Fundulidae. Gene Ontology annotation, molecular function: peptidyl-prolyl cis-trans isomerase activity; protein binding.